Messenger RNA from Entelurus aequoreus (snake pipefish), 2520 nucleotides. It is a transcript of the gene marveld2a, whose product is annotated as MARVEL domain containing 2a. Lineage: Eukaryota; Metazoa; Chordata; Actinopteri; Syngnathiformes; Syngnathidae. Gene Ontology annotation, cellular component: bicellular tight junction; apical plasma membrane; cytoplasmic vesicle. The transcript is spliced from 10 exons. Bases 304 to 1995 code for a protein of 563 amino acids. The record is from RefSeq and is a predicted model, not a curated record. Gene Ontology annotation, biological process: bicellular tight junction assembly.
GGGCAAGUCACGUGGUGUGUCGGAGGGGGGUGGAAGACCUGCGGUGUAAAGUUUGUGUCAUGGCAGGAAGAAGAAGAGGAGGAAUACGGCAGAAGACCACACGGUGAUUGUUGGCGUCCAGCAAGCGAGGUUAGCGUAGCGCUAAGCUGCAGUCCGACUCUGCGCCGCCACCUGCCGGCCAGGCGCCUUGGCAAAAGGAGCGCUUGACGGUCGCGGCGCGGAGACGCACUGUGGACUCUGCUAGCAUGGAGAAAUCUGGGUAACGUCUUCCGUGGUGGCUUUUGUGGGACCACCGUCAGACUCAUGUCCUAUGGGGGAGACUUUCAUGGACGCACUGAGCGUGUCCGCCAGGCGCCGCACUACGACCAGGUUCCGCAGGGCUCGUUACCGCGGGACAACUUUUACGAUCCAGACCCUGUCACCAAGCAGGCGGCGCCUUAUUUGGCCCUCAGCUCUGACCCGCUCCCACCUCCGCCUCUGCCCGUCCAGCCCCCCAUCGGGCCAGAGUUUGACCGCAGAGGCAGCGAGUACGCCACCGACCUUGAGUCGGAAAUAGACCCGGCCCUAGACAUCAAACCGGUCCACCGCUUCAUCCCCGACUCGUGGAAGAACUUCUUCCGGACAAGCAACCGCAGCAGCAACAAGGAAGCGGCCUCGUCAUGUAACAACAACAACAGCACCAGCGAGGGCGUUCGCUGCUCGCCGCCACCGUCUGUUCCUGGAUCCUACCGUGACCCGUAUGGGGGCUCGGCCGGCAGCUACAACUCCGGCAAGGAGCUCCUGGAACUAGGCGACAUUCAGUCGAUGUCAGGCCGCACGUACCGCACGGCGCAGACAUACAGCGAGCGCGUGGAGGAGUACAAUCAGCGCUACGCCUUCAUGAAGUCCUGGGCGGGGCUGCUGAGGAUUCUGGGAUGCGUGGAGCUCCUACUGGGCGCCGUCGUCUUCGCCUGCGUGUGCGCGUACAUCCACAAGGACAACGAGUGGUUCAACAUGUUCGCUUACUCGUCUCCCGGAGCCGGUGUCUUUGGCAACGGGGCCAGCGGGUCUUACUACACGGGCCCCAAAACGCCGUUUGUGCUGGUGGUGGCGGGCCUGGCCUGGCUGGUGACGGUCAUAGUGCUGGUGCUGGGCAUGACCAUGUACUACCGCACCAUCCUGCUGGACUCCAGCUGGUGGCCGCUGACAGAGUUCAUCAUCAACCUGGCGCUCGCCGUGCUCUACAUGGCCGCAGGCAUCGUGUACGUGCGAGACACAACGCGAGGGGGGCUCUGCUCCUCCCCUUUCUUCAACAACGGCCCCAGCGCCGCAUUCUGCAGGACGGACGCGGGCCAGACCGCCGCCAUCAUCUUCCUCUUCCUCAACAUGGUUAUCUACCUGAUUGGCGCCGGCGUGUGCCUCAAGCUGUGGAGGCACGAAGCGGCACGCCGUUACCGCGAGCAGAACGCCAGGGAGAUGCAGCAGUCGGAGUUCGGAGCGGUCCAGUCGCUGCUGGUUCCUGUGGCGGCGUCCGGUGCCAAGAGUCCUCGACAGGAAUCGUCCAUCGCGUCCUUCCAAGACGCCCCUCGCGUCGCUAUCGCUCCAAAGGUCCUGCAGGGGGCGAUACCGUCUGGUCACAUUCCCAAACCUGUCAUCGUGCCCGACUACAUCGCGAAGUACCCCACCGUCCGCUCAGACGAGGAGCGAGACCAGUACCGGGCAGUGUUCAACGACCAGUACGCCGAGUACAAGGAGCUGCAUGCCGAGGUGCAGGUGGCGUGCAGGAAGUUCGACGAGAUGGACGGGAUGAUGCGCAACCUUCCUCAGCAACCCGGCAGCCAAAUGGAAGUGGAGCGCAUCAACAGAAUCCUGGAGGAAUACCAGAGGAAGAAAAACGACCCCACCUUCCUGGAGAAGAAGGAGCGCUGCGACUACCUGAAGAACAAACUGUCACACAUCAAACAGAAGAUUCAGGAAUACGACAAAGUCAUGGAAUGGAACGACGGCUUCAGCUGAAACGCUGUCUACGUUUUUUGCUUUUUUUUAUAUUUUUUUUUUACGUGUGAACUUGACGUGGAGCUGAAAACCAAACGUCUUUUUGUCCUUGGACACAAUCUUUGUCUUUUUACAUUUUGUUCUACCAUUUCACACGUCAAGCCUCUCCUACUUGACACAUAAACAGUGUCAGCCAUCUUUUUUUCCCCUCAUCUCGUCGUUGUGCUUCAGUGACGUAAACAUGAAGCCACUUUACUUUCAAAACUCAUUUGAAGAUAUUCAACACUCUACUGUCAUCUGGCGGCUAAAGUGAAAAGUGCACCCCACAAUUUGUCACGUUUCAUGUGUUGGGCAAACCUUGACGAGUGGGACCAUAUGAAUCCACUUCCUGCUGUAUGAUUCUAAUUGCAGCUCCACUAAUGUGAUGAUUUGAUGCUUUCCUGUCCUGAAUAUGAAGCUAACAUUUUUUUUUAUCGUGACGUAUGAAUCUAAACACCCAAUAAAGCUUACUAAACAGGUGUGCAAAAUAUCGUGUUGAUUCAUUCC